AUUGCAAUUCUUUAGAGGAAUCAGAUCAACACAAACUACAUUCUGGGAACUCCAGAUCAUAUCCAUUUGACAGCUUGGGGUGAAAUCCUCCUUUUAUCUCUCUCACACACACACACACAAACUGUCAUGAGAAUAGAGAAAAUCGAAAGUCUUUACAAAAUGUUAAUUCGGGUGGUUGGACUUAUGUUGGUUUUGAUAUGUUCUGGAAGUCAAGCUCAAGGGACAGUCUUCACCAUGAAGAACAGGGUGAUGGUGGUUGUAUCAGGGGAAAAAAUCAACCUUGAAUUCACUUUGACUGUACCAGCCAGAGACAAUUUAACCCAAGGCCGUUGCUUCGACCCAGACGGAAAGCCCAUAUACACCUUUACUGUGCACCCUGCUCUCCAAAAGGUCGUUCACCGGACAACAAGCAUUGCAUUUGAGAAGUCUGGACAGUACAACUGCCAGUUCAAAGAAAGCAAAGUGUACUUUGUUGUCUUGGUGAAAGAGGAGGCUUACAGGAAGCCCGAAGGACAUCUCCCUGUGACAGUCAUUGUGUUAGCGACUCUCGACUCAGCCCUCCUGAUCUUCAGUGUGCUGGGUUCCAUAUACAUCUUCAAAGGCCACCGGUGUCAAUUCAAUGCGAGGCACCAAAGACAUGCGAGAAAUGGUGAAAGGGAUAAGGAGCAGGUGAAAAAGGAGAGGAAAAAGAGGAAGAAAGGGGGGGUUAGUACACAAGUAGAGAGAGCCGAAACCUCCGCUGCAGUUUAUGCUAGUUUGGACCCUCAAACAAUUUCUGUCUAUGAGGAUCUGCACCCAGAAGCAGCAAAGUCUAACAAUCAAGAGAAGAAAGUAAAGAAAAAGUCAAAACAGUUGGACAAAUUGGUGGAGAUAAAGGCUCAAGAGGAAGUGGAUGGAGAUGUUGAAUGUGUCUAUGAAAACUUUUAGUUUUUAGAUAGUAUUUGUAAAUACGUGUCCUUUACUUAUCAAUGUGUUAUCUGUACAAAAGAAAAUAAAUGUAUUUGUCAAACGGCCA
Messenger RNA from Hypomesus transpacificus, 1015 nucleotides. RefSeq lists its product as uncharacterized. Lineage: Eukaryota; Metazoa; Chordata; Actinopteri; Osmeriformes; Osmeridae. The transcript has 6 exons. Gene Ontology annotation, biological process: positive regulation of cytokine production; B cell receptor signaling pathway; positive regulation of B cell receptor signaling pathway. Bases 127 to 927 code for a protein of 266 amino acids. Gene Ontology annotation, molecular function: transmembrane signaling receptor activity. The record is from RefSeq and is a predicted model, not a curated record. Gene Ontology annotation, cellular component: membrane raft.